AUGUCACCAUAUCGCAUGCAGACCCAAUUUUCUCGGAGUGUCACGGAUCAACCAGAGCAAAACAAGACGUCUGAGUCGAAGAUGCCUUACCGCCAUUUCUCUUCUGAUUCUACCAAGCAAGAUGAUAAGCUGAAUAGGCCAGAGCAGACCUCACCAUUCAAAAUGCCGACAAUGUUCUCGACCGAGCAAGACUCUACGAGCACUCCUAAGGUGGUUGAGCGGUCGCAGCAGAGAGCACAGGCUCAACAAGAGCUGCAGCAUAUGGAAGCAUUAGGCGCCGGCCAGGAAGAUCCAUACGCCCAAGAUGCCUUGGGUAUCGGCAUGCUUCUUCAAGCCGCUAAGGUGAUAGAUGAUAGAGAGCGAGCACAGGAACUGCAAACCGGAGAUCUCACACAGCUGGAUGGGUCAUCCGACUCUGAUGUGCACAAUGCACCCUCCGAACAACCCGAUGACAACGACUCAAGAUUCAAAGAUGCCUCAGAACUCGACUGGCUUAGCAGUACGCGUCGCACCCCACGAGCUGACAUGCUAAUCGCCUCCCCUUCUAUUCGUGGCCGACCUGCAACCUCCAACCUUCAUUCACCCAACGAGCCCCACAGGCACAAACGUCGCCGGAGCGAACGUCUAACAUCCGCCUCCUCUCCAAUGGACUUGAACCCUCAAUCGCCAUCACCUUUUCCUGAGCGAGCCUCCAAACGAGCCAGAAGUGAACAGCCUACUUCCACUUCUAGAUCCAGAUCCAAGUCCACUCACAUGUCCACCACCACCGCCACCGCAAAACCCAUCACAGCAGAGUCCAGUACCGCUCCAGACCCUUCCGCCAAUAGCACCACUCACCAAGAUAUGAUCAUACGCGAGCGCAUCAAAGCCAUAUAUGACAAAGCCACCGCAAUGUCAAAAGGUACAUGGAAGCCCAAUUUCCCUCCAUUGGUGAGGGAGUAUAUCGAAGAACAGAGGCUUAGGAAGGAGAAGACCAUGCUGUGGUUGGAGCGGCAGGAACAGGGGCAGCCGGACGAGGUCGCUGGUGAAGAAGAGGAAGAGGAAGGUGAAGAGGACGAGGAUGAGGAGCCAGAGGACGAGGGAGAUAGAGAUGAAGAGUACGACGAGGGCGUCGAAGGCGGAUAUUGGAUCGAGAGUUCUGGAAGUGAGAGUCAAGAGUCCCAUGCUCCAGGUCCGCGUGAAAGCGGCAAGGGCAAGGAGACCAAGCACGCGCAGCUGAAGAUCCAGGACAGUCAAUCUGGCUCCGAUCACGAUCACGACCUCGAUGCUCCGAUCAACGUCGGCGUCAAUGACAACAAGAAUAACACCGCCAAAAACAACAACAGCAACACUAAAUCCGAAGGCCAACACCUCAGUUCCGAUCCCAUCAUCCCUCCAGGUCCUGCCCGCCCCCAGCACGCUGCAGACGAAGCCAAGCAGGAAGUCGCUCACGACGACACAGAGGCAAAUGGAAAUGACGAUGCCGCCAGUGAUUGCGCAGGCGAUACCAUCAACGUGCACUCCCAGUCCAGCCUGCGCGGGCGCGGACGCGGUCGCGGUCGACGGCUUGUACGGGGCCAUCGGAAAUCUGGGAGCGAUGAGGUGUGA
Messenger RNA from Endocarpon pusillum Z07020, 1587 nucleotides. RefSeq lists its product as uncharacterized. The transcript has a single exon. The record is from RefSeq and is a predicted model, not a curated record. Bases 1 to 1587 code for a protein of 528 amino acids. Lineage: Eukaryota; Fungi; Ascomycota; Eurotiomycetes; Verrucariales; Verrucariaceae.